AUGCAUGAAUUGAGCUCCAUGUCCGAUCUUCCCCCCCGUAACUAUUCAUCUAGGACUACCGCUGACCACCUAUGCAGAUACCCUUCAGAACAACCGAAAGACGACAUAGACACGGCUGAUAGUGCAUCCAUAUGCGAUGACGAUGCCGAGCAGGACAAGCUACUCUCUACUUCCAGUCGCAUCCCAGAAGAGGACGAGGAGGGACCUCGUUUGUACGAGUCAGCGCAGGAGAGCUUUGCAAAGGACCCGUUUAGACCGUUCCCUUUGCCCGGCUCCUCAGGCACCCGGAACGAGAAGAAGAUUCUGACCUUCCGAGCACUGCUUGUUGGGAUCUCCUGUGGUGCUUUGGUGAAUGCAUCGAACAUAUACCUUGGUCUCCGAGCUGGCUGGACCUCGUCAGCAAACAUAUUUGGCUCGAUUAUAGGGUUUGCAGUGCUCAAAUCAUGGUCUUCCUAUUUUGCGCCCUCGUCUUUACUAGGCGGUUUCUUCGGGCCACAGGAGAACAACAUUGUUCAAACCGCUGCUACGGCGGCUGGGGGGUUAUCGAGUGUGUUUGUCUCUGCCUUCCCAGCGAUGUAUCAGUUGAACUUGCUUGAUACCCCAUGGAGAGACUUCCUGCGUGUCACCGUGCUUACUGCAGCCGGUGGAUAUUUUGGCUUAUUCUUUGCAACGCCUCCACAUAUCAAAGUGCGCAAAUUCUUUAUUUUCCAAGUUGCUAAGGAGCUCAAUCUUGUUUUUCCAUCUUCUUCUGCGACCGCAAUCACGAUUUCCGGCAUGCAUCUUGCCGCUGGAGGAUCAUGGCUGGCUCGUCAGAAGAUGGUGGCUUUAGCGUUUGCUUUUGCAUUUGCACUGGUGCUUAGGGUUAUGUCUCAAUAUGCUCCUGGAAUUCUUUGGGACUGGCAUAUUUUCACUUGGCUUGCGCUUUCAGGGGUUUUACCUUCGACUAUGUUCGCCAUUCAGAGCUGGGGAUGGUUUAUAGAGUGGACACCGGCGUUUAUAGGUACUGGAAUGCUAGUUGAUAUGAACGUUGCAUUGUCUUUUGUUUUUGGAUCUGUAUUAGCAUGGGGUAUUGUCGGGCCAAUUAUUACAAAACACGGACUUGCAUUUGGUAAACCGGUUUCAGAAGAUAGUAAAUGGGAUGGAUUGGUGUCCUACAUCUCUUUUUCAAAGGAGUUCGCCAAUGCAACUCAUCCUAGCCCUAGAUAUUGGCUUCUAUGGCCUGGAGUUGCGUGUAUGAUAGUUGUUGGAUUCACAGAGCUCGCCUGUCAAUGGAGGGUUUUCUGGCUUACAGGAAUAGAAAUAUGCAAAGCCUGCAAGAACAUACUAUCACGGCUGCAAGAGAGCAGGCAUAAAUAUAAACAUCUUACUGAAGAAGACGAUCUUAGGACAAAUCAGGCUAUGGACGGAGGAAUUAAAACGUGGAUGUGGUUACCGGGACUUAUUGCUGUCCUUAUAUUGACCUGUGUGGUGAGCAAGCUGCAGUUCGAUAUCCCGGUUGCUUCUUCGAUUCUCUCACUGGUCCUGGCAUUCACCUUCUCAGUCAUUGCCAUCCAGUCAACUGGUGCAACAGGUAUAUAUUCACACCCCUAUACUACAUCAGAAGAAGGUACAAUGUGA
Molecule: messenger RNA, 1617 nt
Organism: Trichophyton benhamiae CBS 112371
Lineage: Eukaryota; Fungi; Ascomycota; Eurotiomycetes; Onygenales; Arthrodermataceae
Exons: 6
Coding region: 1-1617 (538 amino acids)
Cellular component (GO): fungal-type vacuole membrane
Molecular function (GO): oligopeptide transmembrane transporter activity
Source: RefSeq, a predicted model, not a curated record